AUGGCUCUGAUGUCCUCGCAAACUACUACUGCGACGAGUGACGAUGGGAAGACGGCGAAAGACGAGGUGAUUCGUAGUGCGGAUGCGCUCGCUACGAUUCGAGCUAAGUUCGAGCCGAAGCCCAAGGUAACGCUGUCGAAGGAACUCGACGCAUUCACACACGCGCUCCACGCCAUCCGUGAAGAGUUAAACUCGCUACGAAUGGAUAUUAAAACUCUAGAAGCUUCUGUUUUGGGGAUCCAUGCGGGAAAGCGAGCACUGGAGUCUCAUCAUCCCUUUACAAACGUCGUAACGGACAAGGCAUCGCCUCGAAGACCGUCACGUCUCCGACAGACUGCAAACAUCGCACGACACGUGAGUGCGCUUCUAGAGGGCGCGACGUUGAGUGGCGACGAAUGA
Ostreococcus lucimarinus CCE9901 is the source of this 399-nucleotide messenger RNA. RefSeq lists its product with no specific name. The record is from RefSeq and is a predicted model, not a curated record. Lineage: Eukaryota; Viridiplantae; Chlorophyta; Mamiellophyceae; Mamiellales; Bathycoccaceae. Bases 1 to 399 code for a protein of 132 amino acids. The transcript has a single exon.